CGACCGACCAGGGGCGGCCCCGGAGAUCCAGCAAAGACUCCAUCGGCAGUUGGCUCAUUGACCAUUUUCCGCGUCGUCCCAAGGCAAGGGCAAGGGCAUUCCAUGAAUCUUGUGCCUUUGAUAAUACAGCCAUUGAGCCUUGGGGGACCAUCAAAUGGCCAUGGGGACACCCAUCAAGCGGGUUUCCGAAUGGCGCAAGCUGCCUGUUAGCCUCACGGAACUCAGCAUCGACACGACUCUCCGCUGCGGACAGUCCUUCCGGUGGCGCAAGAUUAACGAUGAAUGGAUAUGCACACUGCACGGGCGGAUCCUCGCUUUGAAGCAGGACCCGCUUCACCUUCAUUACAAAGUGACCUGGCCAGACGCAUCGCCAUCAUUGCAGCGUAUCAUCCCGGCAUCGCGAGGCUCGGAUGGUAACGAUGAUACUGAAGAUCUUCUUCGGCGAUACUUCAGCCUGGACUUGGACCUUGGUGCUCUGUACAGACAGUGGUCAGAUGCAGAUCCAAAUUUCUGCAAAAAGGCCCCUGAGUUCACUGGCGUGCGCAUUCUCAGUCAAGACGCCUGGGAGGCGUUGAUUUGCUUCAUUUGCAGCAGUAACAACAACAUUAGCCGAAUAUCUCAGAUGGUCCACAAACUUUGCAGUAAUUAUGGUCCAUACAUCGGCAAGGUUGACGAUGAGGCUCUGCACGAUUUUCCUAGCCCUGAUGCCUUGACAGGGAAGCAAGUUGAGUCCCAGUUGAGAGAGCUGGGUUUUGGUUACCGAGCGAAGUACAUUGCAGAGACUGCGAGGGUUGUCGCCCGAGAAAAGCCGCUUCAUUGGCUGGAAUCGCUUCGGAACCCUGACCACCAAGGUCCCAGUGACUGGAUGGGCAAGGAAGCCCGGAAGGCGACGUACAAGGAGGCCCAUGAGGAGCUCCUGUCUCUGACCGGAGUUGGUCCGAAGGUCGCAGACUGCGCUUGUCUCAUGGGUCUAGGAUGGGGCGAGUCCGUUCCCGUCGAUACUCACGUGUGGCAAAUUGCACAGCGGGACUAUAAGUUCGGCAAGGCAAAGUCGAAAACAUUUAACAAGGUCAUGUACGAUGCUGUCGGCGACCACUUUAGGGACAUUUGGGGCAAAUACGCUGGCUGGGCACAUUCGGUGCUCUUCACCGCAGAUCUUCGCGAGUUUUCUAAGCAAGCGGUCAAGGAGGAGGAGAAGGAGGGCAGUCUGAUGAUGGUAACGACCGAAUCAACGCUGAUGAAUUCCGAGGAACUGCGUGGCACGCGCAAGAGGCGCGCAACAACCAAGGUUGAGGUGAAGACGGAGGUCCAGACCGUGGGCGCCGAGCACGGGCUAGCGACAGAGGGAGUAGCAGCAAAGCGAAGGAAGACCAGACGUACCCACUGAGUCAGGCAUACGUUUCGAUCCUCAACGGGCCCCCUUUGCUCCUAUUCGUGUUUCCGCGCGCAAUGUUCAAAACGUCCCUACUCGUUACACGACGCAGCAUUGUGGUUCAUCAAAGUACUUCGUACUUUGUAGAGAGCUAAAUGGUAGGACGGAAGAGAUCGGGCUGCACCGUGACCCAAGGCCUUGUUUAGAAACACCAAAUAUCAAUAUCUAUGACCAUAAUAGGGC
Messenger RNA from Purpureocillium takamizusanense, 1615 nucleotides. RefSeq names its product DNA-(apurinic or apyrimidinic site) lyase (gene OGG1). Gene Ontology annotation, biological process: nucleotide-excision repair; base-excision repair, AP site formation; base-excision repair. Gene Ontology annotation, cellular component: nucleus. Gene Ontology annotation, molecular function: damaged DNA binding; 8-oxo-7,8-dihydroguanine DNA N-glycosylase activity. Lineage: Eukaryota; Fungi; Ascomycota; Sordariomycetes; Hypocreales; Ophiocordycipitaceae. The coding region runs from base 155 to 1387 and encodes 410 amino acids. The record is from RefSeq and is a predicted model, not a curated record. The transcript has 3 exons.